AUGGAUCCCAAGACAACCAACCCUCACCUGACCGCCGAGUCACUCAGCCUCAGCGACAGCACUCAGUCCACUCCUUCUGUCUCAACCGUCUCAACACCCACGCUCGAAGCUCACGAGUUCGUCGGCGGCUUCCCCCACAAGCUUUCGGCCAACCUUCUACCACCUCUCUCGCGAGACUUCCCCAAGCCCACCGACGAGGUCGACGUCAAGGAGGCCCUCGAGCGCCAGCCCGGCAGAUGGACCCUCCAGGGCCAGAUCAAGGCCAACAACAUGAGAGCCCAGAGCGCCGCACUCCGGCUCGACGACAAGGAGGGCAAGGCGAGAGCCUUUGAGGAGGCCAAGCGCGAGCUACUGGCGUUUCACGAGAAGCAAUCCGGCGCAAGACGAUGA
Molecule: messenger RNA, 390 nt
Organism: Trichoderma citrinoviride
Lineage: Eukaryota; Fungi; Ascomycota; Sordariomycetes; Hypocreales; Hypocreaceae
Exons: 1
Coding region: 1-390 (129 amino acids)
Source: RefSeq, a predicted model, not a curated record